Rana temporaria (common frog) is the source of this 5096-nucleotide messenger RNA. It is a transcript of the gene MEIOC, whose product is annotated as meiosis specific with coiled-coil domain. The transcript is spliced from 9 exons. The record is from RefSeq and is a predicted model, not a curated record. Gene Ontology annotation, cellular component: cytoplasm; nucleus. Gene Ontology annotation, biological process: male meiosis I; female meiosis I; meiotic cell cycle. Bases 182 to 2764 code for a protein of 860 amino acids. NCBI's taxonomy places the organism in Eukaryota, Metazoa, Chordata, Amphibia, Anura, Ranidae.
GAAAAGCCACUGGCCCACUCCCUGCCCCAAUGGCUAUGCUGGUAGCUUUAGUUACCGGGGCAGAUUAGCUCACGGGAAGCAACGGGCGCUCGGGGGCGGGGUUUGUGCGAGAUGAUAAAAGGAAGUUGCGCGGCGCGCUCUGUAGUCAGUGCCUGAGGAGACGUGAAAGGAAGUGGAGUCCAUGGAGCAUACAGCUGCCUACAGAGCAAAUAGUCGGGACUGGAAUGGUGCAGAUGCUGGCAGCAAGCUGAUGAACCUGUAUGAUGGCAGUUCAUUUUCCAAACCUUCUUCCAUUCACAAUGCUUACAAAGCUCAGGGUGAAGAAACCAUAGAUGUGCUUCAAAGUUAUGAUUCUUCGGUCCCUAGCCCUAAUUCUACAAACUGGGCAGAUUAUUUUCUCCAUUCACCUUGGUCUGCACUCUCUGAUGAGAUAAAACCAGAGCCUACAGCACAGCUAAAUACAAAACACGAAUGCUGGACUCGGCCCUGGCGCCCGCGUCAUUUGGAUUUGAUUGACAGCAGCGCUGCUAUCAAUCUAUCCAAUGAAGAGCUGAGAAGACCGGGCCCAGAAGAGUCGAGAAGCCAGCGCAUUCUCAAUGCGGGACUUUCGGGGAUACAAAGUGAAAAAGAAUAUGGAAGUGAAGCUGACCUCUAUGGAUUGGUAUCCAAUAUUCUGGAAGAGCAAGACAAAACUCAGCCCUAUUUUUCUGAUGGGAUUUGCUCUCCCAUGUUGAAAUCUUUGUGGCCAUUAAGUCUAAACAGACUAUCUGAUCACCAGAACCUACUGCCAGACAUUAAGCAAUCCAAAGAUCUGGCAAUCCUGCAGAAGAAUUUCCGUGGUGUUGAAUCUGUGCCCAGCACAGAGAUACACAAUGGAGAGGCUUUAUUCCCUGAGCUGCCAGGUGUUGAACAGGAGGACCGCUGGCCCUAUUUGUGUCACUCUGAUAAUCCUAACAGCUACAAUAUAAAUCCCAGAAGUGGCCUUAAGGAAUACCCCCUUCCUAAGAGUUAUUUGUCACCAGCAUCCAUGUUGUCUGAAACUCCCAAAGACCCCUUCCAAAACGGAGAGGCAUUAGUUAACUCACUAAACAAAUGCGACUUUUACCCAGAACUUGAAAGGCAUGACUUGCUGAAUAAUAAAACCAAGCUCAGUAAGAACUCUGUCCUAGGAUUUCGGGGAGGGAGAGGCGUAUAUCCUAUACCCUUGAUGAAUUUGAAUGGUGACGUCUAUGCUAAACUAAUGCAGGCAAAGCAGUGCGCUCACCAAAUUAACAAUUUUCUGGCUGAGCAAAGUUAUCCCCCUGCAAAGGCCAUACAUCGAUCAGAUAGGCCAUUCUUGUCUGAAUAUGACCAUAAAUCAGAUUAUGGGAGGAAAAUGCUGGAUGAAGGGAGUGGUGCUCCUUCUAGUCACUUACAGAGGUUGUCGCAAAGGUAUGAUCAAAUUGCUCAUGGUAUGAAGCCUACCAGCGCUUUGUCUGUCGCUAACUCUGACUGGCCUUUAUGGAUGAACGGCCAGCCUUAUAGCAACUCUACCAACUUCCAUCAAAAUCAAAUAAAGAUAAAUAGCCCCGUACCUGCUUCCCAGAAAGGCCCAGUGUUUGGGUUCAACUGUUCCUCACCAUGCUCUCUUCUUGGGCCUGACAACGACUUUCAAAGCCACCAGAAUCCUGCAUUUCCCUAUAGUGAGUACAGUUUUGGAAGGGACCAAACCAAGGAGGAAUGUGUGUGUGAAGUCUCUGAAAAAAGGUUGGAGCCAUAUAAUGGCUUGCAUGAGAAUGUAUCCGGUCUCUGUAAUUAUGAGAACACUGGCAAGAAAAUCCAUCAAGAUAGGAGGAUGCAGUAUAAUACAAAGCAUAUAAACUCUGAAUGCCUAGCUAAUAUCUAUCAAGGGAUGCUUUUCAAAACGGCAAACUGUAAAAACCAAAGACUUGGAAGUUUUGAUAAGCUACUGACCAACAGCAGAGUGGCCUAUCCACUUACUGCAUGUUCUAUCGGUGCAUCAACGAUGGGUAGUAUGCCCAGCAACUUAACAUCACUUUCAUCUACUAAUUUACAAUCAUGUUUUUGUCAAAAGUUGGGUGCUUCUAACCAUUCCUUAAUGGACAAUUAUGCCUAUAAAGAACUUGGCCAAACUUAUCACCAGAUCGGUGACCACCUACAUGGAGACACCUCCUUGCAGAACAUGGCAUCUGUGCUUAACAUUCAGAAGUCCACAAAGCUUCGAGGUAGGUCUGCAGCUCAACUUCAUCUGUGCUUGGAAGAAUGUUACCAGCAAUGCAAAUCUCUGGAACAAGAUAGAAAAAAGACAGAGUUGGUCUUUAUGGAGGCUUACCCGGGAAAGAUGGUGUCUAGUGUAAACCCCUGCAUUCAAAAACUUCCUGCAAAUCCCUCCAGAGUUGAUCGCUUGAUAGUUGAUCAGUUGCAUGAACAAGCUAGAGUGGUGACCCUGGUGGGUAAAAUGGAGCGCUUCUGCAGUAUGCCAUUUCACAUCAACAUUUCUACUACUCUUGAUCACUACCUGGAGACGAUUCACAUUGUUCAAGCCCGACGCAGGGAGGAGCUGGUGAACACUUCAGGACGCCAAAAGCCUAAAAGAGCUCACCCACAGGAAGACAGAGAUGCCUGUGCCCUUGCCAGCUCAAUCAGGGAGAUGACUGCGGCGACUCAAAAAAUGCGCACGGCCCUUUGGUGUUCUCUGCAGAUGGCACUGGCUUUCCACCCUGUGCAGGCCCACGAUAAAGGCAAAAUGAACGAUUUCCCAUGAUGCAGUACUCCACGUUUUAUCAGGAUGGAUUUAUGAAAUGAUUUGCUGUUAGUCUAAUUUUAUUUUUUAAUGAACUUUGGAAGAGAAUUACUGAAGUUCGUUUUGCAGAAACUAUUAGUAUGUUUAAAAGAAAACGCUAGGCAUUUAUUCUUUAUUUUUAGAUUAACUUUAAUUAUUUACAUUUUCUGUAAGAGUGAUGCUAUAAAGCAAACCCACAUUUGGCUCCUUCAGAACGGAGCAACGGCUUUGCUAGGUCCUCUCCAAAAGCAUUGUGUAUCCUUUUCUUCACUUCCCCUCUAAAAACAAAAAUCUCUCCAUGUGACCGCAUUUGGCCAAUUGGUCCUAUGUAGUCAAUAGCCUUGUGUAGGAAUUGGGAGGAGUGAUGCAGGGGUGAAAGAAAGGUAAGUUCAUGCUGCUGGGAAUGGAGGAAUUAAAAAGGAAACCUGUUGCUUUGCAGCUUGUGGAUAAAGCACAAGUUUGCUUUAAGGCUUUAUGCACACUGGAUAUUUUUAAUGCAGCUGUUGGGGGUGUCUGUUUUUUUUCCUACCUCCAAACACCCCUGCAUGUCAGACUAUGUGUACAUGCACACAUAGGCAUUUAGAGGCAGGAAAAAACCCACAGCCUGCAUGUUAGAGAGCAGUGGUGUUUUGGCAGGAAUAAAUUCUUAUAUAUAAUUAUUCUGGCUAAUGAAAUGAAUUCAAGUCCAAGCACUUCAUGCGCCUAAACACGUUUAUUAGCGUCAUUUUACUUUUUUUUAGAUAUUUUUUUUAUGCCAAAACGCUGCUGCCAGGAGGAAAGGUGUCUUGUCUGUGUGCCUAAGGCCUUACAGUUGCUUUUAAUUUGUUUUAGAGUAUGUAUUGCUGGAGAAUGCUUUGGGAGUAUCUUCAUAUUCCAAAGAUCAUUGUGGAUGGUGCACAGAAUAAUCUAACAAACAUCUAGAAAUCUAUUUAAAGCAUCAAAGUAUUUAUUCACUAAAUUUCACAAAACUAUUAUCACAACCCAUGAAUUUCUAGGUGGUGUUCAUUUGUAAUGUACAGAAUACCACAACCCAAAUGAAUUUUAACGUGUGGUCUCUUGAAACCCUGAGAACUGUCAGCUUAAACAUGUUGGCUAGUUCUGGAGGGAUAGAACCCCAGAUGUAGGGGUGUUUAUUUUUAUUUAGAUUUUGACGGGACAGCCAAGCAAGAGUCCCCAUCAUGUAAAAUUAACGGUGAAAUGCUGUGGCGAAUUUGCAGUUGUAACCAAAGUGUGGGGAUCUCACCAACAUCUGCUUAAGGAUGAAAUAUUUGAAGCGGCAAUGGUGAUUCAUUGCACUUGGAAAGCCUGAAUCACACCUACCACUCAUUUAAACCGCAACAGCUCUGAGCACAUCACGUACCAGAGAUCCAUAGAACUAUCUAACACUUGCUGGCAUUAAGCAUGCCUUAAAAUCUCCAUCUAUUAUAUAGAAGAGCAGAAGAACAUGGAUAGGCAGUGAUGGUUGUGAGAGGCGGUGAAUGUCUUGGCUCUGUAAGACACCCUUUUAUGCAGACUUUUCCUAAAAUAGCAGUGCUGCCUAACUACAUUUACCAGGUUUAAAAUAUUUUUGACAAGUAAGCAAAGGCAUUGCAUAUAACUUAUAUAGAGGUUACUUUUAUUUCUGUUCUUUGAAAGUUUAAUUGGGCUUUAAAAUAUUUCUGUGUAAUCAGCUAAAUACAUUCCAGGAACACAAAAGGCAUGCAAAGUUGUAUAGUUCACUUCCCCUGCCCGCAUGAAGGGCCUGUAUAGUUCACUUCCCCUGUCAGCAUGAAGGGCCUGUAUAGCUCACUUCCCCUGCCAGGGGUGGGCUCCCUGUACAGGCCUGACACAAGGGUCCUAUACAGCAUGCUGGCAGGGUACAGGCUUUUUUACUGAGGCUGUGACUACUUUCUAAAGAAAACCAAUAAAGCUUUGCACCCAGAAUGUUUUUAACUGAUUUAAACAAAGCUCAAUUUGACUUUAACUUUGUUUUUAUUAAUACAUGUUUUUAGUAUGUAAGCAAAAUGCAUGAUCAGUGGGCACUGUAUGCACAGUUUUCUGGCUAGACCUGACAAGUAUACGAUGCUGACUUUGCAAAUUUUUUUUUUUUUGUGAGCACUUCAGUUUGAAGAACAAUUUUAGUUAAGGAAAUAUGAACAUCUGUAAUUUUGCACUCUUGUUGCAAGAAAUGGUUAUAACUGUAGUCAUACCAUAUUAUAGAUGGAAACCUAAAUCUGUUAAGACUAAUGUGAAAAGGGUUAUUUUAUGCAUUACUGAAUAGCGCUAUAGAAAUGAUAUUCUACUGAAAAAUAAAAUGUUUUGGUUAAAACCGCAA